This is a messenger RNA of Oryctolagus cuniculus (rabbit), 1621 nucleotides long. RefSeq names its product uridine phosphorylase 1 (gene UPP1). Gene Ontology annotation, biological process: uridine catabolic process; nucleotide catabolic process. The record is from RefSeq and is a predicted model, not a curated record. Lineage: Eukaryota; Metazoa; Chordata; Mammalia; Lagomorpha; Leporidae. Gene Ontology annotation, molecular function: uridine phosphorylase activity. Gene Ontology annotation, cellular component: cytoplasm; cytosol.
AGGGAGGGGAGUGGGAGCCCAAGACCCAGGCCCGGGUUUUCCGGGGCAGAGCCUGGGGCUUGUGGAGUGGAAAAGUGAGGGGUGGCUGGAAGGGGAGACCAUGUCUGGGAGAAUCCUGGCACCGAGUUGGACGAGACGCUCCCCAGGGUCAGCCGCCCAUGGUCUCACGUGAAGAAUUUCCACAUGGACGAGGCAGAGAGAAAAGCAGGGUGUACUUAAGUCAGAAACCUGCAGAAGCAGCCUGGAAGGGGGUUCCAAGAGAGGCAGACCUGAGAAGCCGGUGGAAGUGUUUUUUUUUUUUAGCACAAUUUUGGGGGAAAACUAUCAACUAAUAUUCAGUUAGAAGGCGGGACAGAAACCCAUCAAAAGGCUGGAUUUGCAAUCUUGUUUUCCUUGUCUAGCUUGCUCACCAUAAAACAAAAGAGGGUGGGGACUAAACUGGGAACUCAGUAGGGUGGAAUCCCCACUUCCUUGCUAUUCUCAUGAUAAAACUGGAAGCUCCAGGAGUCGGGUAGGCACUUGUGUCUUGCUAAAGGCAACUUUUGGAGAGAAGCUUGCUGUGGGAUUCAGCCCUUCGAUUUGCUGAGGAUAACUUGGGAGAAGUCCUGCAGUCAGGAGAGGAUGGCAGCUACAGGAGCUGAGGCCAAGGAACCGCAACGUCACAAUGGCUGCCUCGUCCGGCUUUCCAACCCACACCUGGCCACCAUGAAGGAGGACCUGCUGUACCACUUCAGCCUGGGCACCGGCACACACGACUUCCCGGCCAUGUUUGGGGACGUGAAGUUUGUGUGUGUGGGAGGAAGCCCCUCACGGAUGAGUGCCUUCAUCAAGUACGUGGCCGCGGAGCUGGGCCUUGGCCGCCCAGAUGAAGACCACCCCAACAUCUGCACAGGGACCGACCGCUACGCCAUGUACAAAGCCGGGCCGGUGCUGUCCGUCAGCCACGGCAUGGGUGUUCCCUCCAUCGCCAUCAUGCUGCAUGAACUCAUCAAGCUGCUGUACCACGCCCGGUGCUCUGACGUCACCAUCAUCCGCAUCGGCACUUCUGGCGGAAUAGGCCUGGAGCCCGGCUCUGUGGUCAUCACCCGGCAGGCUGUGGACGCCUGCUUCCGGCCGGAGUUUGAGCAGAUCAUCCUGGGCAAGCGGGUGGUCCGCAGCACGGACCUGGACGAGCGGCUGGUGCAGGAGCUGAUGCAGUGCUCCAGCGAGCUGGCCGAGUUCACCACCGUCGUGGGCAACACCAUGUGCACCUUGGACUUCUAUGAGGGGCAAGGCCGGCUGGACGGCGCCCUCUGCUCCUACACAGAGAAAGACAAGCAGGCCUACCUGCACGCGGCCCACGCCGCCGGCAUCCGCAACAUCGAGAUGGAAUCCUCCGUCUUCGCCGCCAUGUGCAGCGCGUGUGGCCUCCGAGCGGCUGUGGUGUGUGUCACCCUCCUGGACCGCCUGCUAGGAGACCAGAUCAGCAGCCCACACGAGGUGCUGUCCGAGUACCAGCAGCGGCCGCAGCGGCUGGUGAGCUACUUCAUCAAGAAGAGCCUGGGGAAGGCCUGAGUGGUCCUGACCCACAGCGCCCCGGGACAGCUGCUGUGAUGACCGCCAAUAAAACCCUCUUCCAGAA